AUGAAUAUAAAUUUAAAUGAAACUUUUAUCAUUCCCCAUUCAAAUGAAAUUAAAGAGUGUAAUUAUUAAUUAUUGUAAUAAAAUUGUAUAAAAUAAUAAGAGUCAUGUUAUGCAUUGGCUUUUAAUAAUGAUUCAUCUAUUUUAAUUGCAGGUAGUCAUUCUAAAAUUAGAAUAUAUAAACUUAUAAAUGAAGAGUUAAAAGAAUAGUAAAUUGUUUCUGAACAUAAGGAUGAUGUUAGUUGUUUAUAGUUUAUGAAAAAUAGUAAUCAUUUUAUAUCAGGAAGCAAAGAUUAAUCAAUAAUAAUAUGGGCAAUAGAUAGUAAUAAUUAAUGGUUUUGUAAAUAAAGACUGAAUGAUCAUACUGAAAGGAUUACUUGUUUAAUUAUAGUUAAUAAUGAUGAUCUACUGAUUUCCAGUAGUUGGGAUAAAUCAAUUAAAUUCUAUAAUAAAACAGAUUAAUGGGAUAUUUUAUAGACUGUUACAGAACAUACUGAAUAGGUCUGGAGUAUAAGUUUAAAUCCAUCUUAAAAUAAAUUAAUUACAUGUGGAAAUGAUAGAACUAUUCUUGUAUUAGAACAAAAAAAUAAAUAAAUAAAUUGGAUUGUAGUAUAAAGGAUAAAUCUAGAAGUAAGAGGUUAUAGAAUUUGUUUUAUAAAUGAAAAUACAUUCGCUUUUUAACCAUGGAUUUCAAAAUUAAUGAAUAUCUAUUAAUUUGAUGAAAAUACUAAUCUAUUUUAGAAAAAGAAAGAUGUAAAAGUAAGCUCAGGUAAUAGUUGUGAUUACUUAUCACCUUUAUUGUAUAUAUCAAAUUAAUCAUUAAUUGUAAAUAAAAACGGUUUUCACAUUAAUUUUAUUAGAAAAUAUUAGGAAGAAGAUUACUUAACAGAAUUAUCAAUUCCAUUUGAUACUAAUUAUAUUUAUUUAUCAAUUAGUAGAGAUGGCCAAUAUUUGGCUACUUGGGAUAAUUUAACAUAGUAAAUUUAAAUUAGAAAAUGUUAUUGA
Messenger RNA from Paramecium sonneborni, 1002 nucleotides. NCBI's taxonomy places the organism in Eukaryota, Ciliophora, Oligohymenophorea, Peniculida, Parameciidae. The record is from the annotation of a GenBank genome assembly.